Capronia epimyces CBS 606.96 is the source of this 539-nucleotide messenger RNA. RefSeq lists its product as uncharacterized. Bases 1 to 210 code for a protein of 69 amino acids. The transcript has a single exon. Lineage: Eukaryota; Fungi; Ascomycota; Eurotiomycetes; Chaetothyriales; Herpotrichiellaceae. The record is from RefSeq and is a predicted model, not a curated record.
AUGGGGAAUCAGAACGAGACAGACAACAUGGAGCUUUGUGAGGACAGCAAAGACUCGGUGGCUUCCGUUGACACCAUGACGGAUGAGCCCAAAGCGACAACAUACCCCAAGAAGAACGUUGCAAGGGCCUGCCCUCCUCCGUCGCAAUGUAAAUGUGGUGCUCUGAAGGUAGGGUUUCUCCAUGAAUUUGCUGGCCGUUCAGAUUACUGAGACUGGUCCAGAGGCUUUUCAGGUUUACUCAGCUACUUGUAUCUUGGUAAGCACGACACGCUAUGCAGUGUCUUGCUGAAACACCGUAGGCUGGUUUGCCUGGGUGUCUGCCCUCGCUGGUAGCACAUCUGGCUUGGCCGCCCUUCUGCAAGCUUUGAUCCAGGAGAACAUGCCCGAAGUAUCCGGCGGAACAAUGGCACCUCAAGCUCAUCAUGUGGGCUUUACUGAUCAGUGUCGGCCUGAUGAACAUGUAUAUCUAUUGGCUCAUCCCGUGGUUGGAGCUAACUGUUGUCCUGCAUGUCAUCCUCUUCAUCAUCUUCGUCGUAGUU